UUCUCCGAUUUGAAUAUUGAGUCAGAUAACGUGGACGCAGAUGCCAUCUGGGCUCGUAUGACUCUGAGAGAACGUCGAGAUUUUCAUCGGUUUUUGACUUCAGGUGCGGUAGCCAGUUAUUUACCGGUGUGGGAACCUUGGUGGCUCCAUUCAAAAGCAAAUAUUGAAGUAAUUCCUUCUCAAUCAGAGGCGGGAAUAGCGAAAAUUACUUCUAAACGAAAUACUCCAAUGCCUUUGAAGAAGAUUUAUCCUUCUGGAAAACUACCUCACAAAUCGGUAUCGUUCGUUUUAACUGAGGUAAUUCUGGUGCACACUUUCCUUUGUCGAUUAUACAAUGGCGAUUGUCUGGACUUGAUGCACGAGUACCUAAUGCGAUUGCACCAACUCGCUCCAUCGCUUUGCUCUUUAUCCGGGCGUUCGGUACCAAAGCGCCACUCAGCCACCGGGGAAGACAGCAAGAACCGCACGAUUGUCCUUACUCCAUCAUCCGCUCGACCUGCUCCGGGGUACACCAAUCUUUCACAAGUGUUAGGUGCUCUGCAACUCCGUAUGAGUAACUUCAGACUACCUUGUAGCCCGCAGGUGCUCAUCGUCCUUCUUGGUGACUUGCAUGCCGUACUUUCAAAUGAUGAUCAUUUGUUUCGCUUGUUUGCUGAGUUGUUGGACCUAGUUCGUUCGGCACGUAAACAGUUGCAAUUUGAAGAUGAUGAUGAAGCUCCAAUUUCGCAAUCUCAAAUUCAGGCUAUGUAUAAGAAAUUACAGUUUCUACAAGCGUGUAUCAAUCCGUCCGACCCAGACGCGCAAUUGUGGCGCAAGUCAGUACUAACAACACUGAAAUCACAAACAACAAUGGAAUUGUGUCGACAUGUGUCGGAUUUCAAUCCCGAUCGUGUCGUCCCAAAAGAUCCCUGUAGUCCAGCAGCCGGGCCUAAUUGGCGCCACAUGAUUCGUUCGGUUUGUCGUGAUGGAGAACCACUAAUCAGAGACUUGGAUGAGAAAGCACAAAGCACAUAA
Molecule: messenger RNA, 1014 nt
Organism: Echinostoma caproni
Lineage: Eukaryota; Metazoa; Platyhelminthes; Trematoda; Plagiorchiida; Echinostomatidae
Source: the annotation of a GenBank genome assembly